Messenger RNA from Polypterus senegalus (gray bichir), 2713 nucleotides. It is a transcript of the gene trub1, whose product is annotated as TruB pseudouridine (psi) synthase family member 1. Gene Ontology annotation, cellular component: mitochondrion. Gene Ontology annotation, biological process: tRNA modification; mRNA pseudouridine synthesis. Gene Ontology annotation, molecular function: pseudouridine synthase activity; RNA binding. NCBI's taxonomy places the organism in Eukaryota, Metazoa, Chordata, Cladistia, Polypteriformes, Polypteridae. The record is from RefSeq and is a predicted model, not a curated record. Bases 6 to 953 code for a protein of 315 amino acids. The transcript has 8 exons.
ACCUCAUGAAGACAUGCGUCAUCACGGCGCGACUCUUGGUCCGCGUACACAACUGUAGAAGCAUGGCUGCAAGCACAAGUUUGCAGAAGGCUACAAAAUUGCAGUCUUUGAAUGGCGUAUUUGCUGUGUAUAAAAAGGAAGGACCCACAUCCGCAGACGUUCUGAAUACGCUAAAAUUAAAGCUUUUAGAAGAGGCAGGCAUGGAGCAGAAUCUUAAAAGAAAAAAACAGAUACUGAAAGUUGGACAUGGAGGGACACUGGAUAAUUCUGCAUCUGGUGUACUAGUUGUUGGAAUUGGUAAAGGAACAAAAAUGCUAAGCAACAUGCUAAAAGGCUCAAAGAAAUAUACAACAGUUGGUGAAUUUGGAAAAACUACAGACACAUUAGACGCUACAGGCAAAGUAACAGAAGAACUCUCAUAUGAUCACAUUAAAAAGGACGACUUAAUAAAGAUUUUGAAGAAGUUUUCUGGUAACAUAAUGCAAGUUCCACCUUUAUACUCUGCACUAAAAAAAGAUGGGCAGAGACUUUCUGUUUUGGUGAAGAAAGGACUUCCUGUAGAAGCCAAACCAGCAAGGCCCGUUAUGGUUUUUAAUCUUGAGUUGCAAAAUUUCAGCUUGCCCCUAUUCACACUUGAUAUUGAAUGUGGUGGCGGCUUUUAUGUAAGGAGUUUAGUCAGUGACAUUGGCAAAGAGCUAUCUUCUUGUGCACAUGUGAAAAAUUUAAUCAGAACCAAACAAGGUCCUUUUACACUUGAGGAACAUGCACUUCAUGAAGAUAAGUGGACAAUAGAUGCCAUUGCAGAAUCCAUUCAAGCUGGCAUUCCACUUUUAACUGAAGAAUCUUCUGCAAAGAAAAUUAAAUUAGAUACAACAAGUGAUAUUCCACAGUCUGAUGAAUCUAAUGUAGACCGUGAAGGCACUAAAAAUAUUGAAGGAAAAGUUGAAACUUAAGAACUUUGAAGGCGAAAGUGAACAUCGAUCAAGCUAUUAUAUUAGGAGACUGUGCAGUAUAAAGUAAUGUGUGGCCCAUGUUACAUUUCCUCUGCCUUCUAAGACUACUAGGCCGGUUGACUUCAUAAUUAUGCCAUUUGUGACUACGAGAAAUAUUUUUUUUGUUAGCCUUCAACUUUUUUCAUUUUGAACUAUAAAUAGCCAUAUGUGGUACCCAUGAUGGGUAUUUUUGUUUCAUUAAAAACUAUUAAUAACAAAAAAGUGAAUGUUACCAGUUAUACGGAUUAGUAAUUAAUUCAUUACAAUUUUUUUUAAAUGUAUAAAAUUGUGAACAGUAUGGAGUAACGUUUGUAAUGUACAUUUGAUAUCUUAUGGUUAAUGUCCUUAAACUCUCACAGUAAGUAGAUAUUUUGAUUUUCAUUGAAACUAUUUAAAAGCCUCUGUUUAUAAUAUAUGAUGAUUUCCAAAAAUUACAAAGUUGUAUGUUAUUCAGAAUAUCAUGUUUUUAAAAAUAAGACAAUUGUUUGUAUAACAAAGAUAAGAAUAUCAUCCCCAGGUUAAUAGAGACCAGCAGUCAUCCUAAAUAAUUAGUGUAGAUUAAAUGUUACUGUAUACAUCCCUUUCAACUGUAUUUUUUAUUUUUUUUUAGUUUGUCACAGAAAAACUAUUCUUUACAUUGAUCUAGCAUAUAUAGUUAAUUUUGAACUUUUUCAGUAAAUAUUUACAUAUAAACAGGUAUACUUAGUGUUUUGCUAUACAUAAUGUAAUAUUCUUAUUUAUAUUAUGCUUUUUUAGUUAAAUGGAUUUUACUAAUUUAAGAUUUCAUUAUACAAAUCUUCAUCUGAAAUUGUUAUAUCUAGCUUUGUUUCUAUUUAAAAGAUAAAAUAAUGCAUGUAUGAAAAAUGAGAUUCCUUGAAUUUUUGAAUGUCAUGCAAAUUUAAUUCAGAUAUUACAGAUAUAACAUAGAGGUAUGAUGGUUGUGUUGGUCAUGUGAAUCUACCUGACAAAUCUGUUAGCUGGAGCUAAAAAGCAUGCAUAGUUGUGGAAAAAAAAAAGAAAAAGUGGAGACAAUUUUCAAGGACCAAAACUAUUUAUUUUUUCAUAUCUACACACAGAUUUAAGAAUACACAGUACAUUACAAACUUUACUCAGUUCUGUCAGUUUUGGGGCUAAAUGAAAUAUAAAACAAGUGAAAACAAUCAAGUAAGUUAAUCAAUUAAUCAAUUAAUUCUAAUCAAGUGUAAGUGCUUUCUUGUAUUGAAUAUGAGUUUUCAUGUAAUUUUAAUGAGAUUAACAGUUGAAAGAAAUACAAACUUAACAGUUAUUUUUCAGUUUUGAGUCUGUUCAUGAAAUAUAUUAACUUUAUAAACGACAAGCUGCGCUACCUGGCUUCACCCUGGAAAUUUUCUAAGUCACUAGGCCUCAGUUUUAACCCCAUUGAUUCGUCAGAUAUAUCAGAAAUACUGUGUAACUAAGCAUUUUUCUGUCAAAAAAUAUCUAGACUUUUUUAAUCGUGGCUAAGAUAUUUAGUUCACUUGAGUGGCUUACUGUUGAACAAGCUACAUACAGUCCUUGGUGGUUUUGGUGUGAAGAGAUUGCGACAGAACUCUGUAUUAAAGCAGUACUUCAAUAAUCUUGCAAGGGUGCCUUAAAGUUGAAUCAUUCAGAGCUGAAAACUGCUUAAUACUUCGACUCUGAUAGCAUCAAAGGUUAAAAUUAGUACUGCCUCGGUAAUGAGUGGAUUUGAAUUAAAAAAAAAA